This is a messenger RNA of Acanthamoeba castellanii str. Neff, 1482 nucleotides long. Its product is annotated as asparagine-tRNA ligase. Gene Ontology annotation, cellular component: mitochondrion. The record is from RefSeq and is a predicted model, not a curated record. Lineage: Eukaryota; Discosea; Longamoebia; Acanthamoebidae. Bases 1 to 1482 code for a protein of 493 amino acids. Gene Ontology annotation, molecular function: nucleic acid binding; asparagine-tRNA ligase activity; ATP binding. The transcript has 2 exons. Gene Ontology annotation, biological process: asparaginyl-tRNA aminoacylation.
AUGGAAGCAUCAACCCCUACCCCCGAGGUAACCACUGCAGUGGCCGCCGCUACCCUGCCGGUCGUUGCUGCCCCCUCCGGCCGACACAUGUUCUCUUCGCGAUGGACCGUGCGGGACAUCUUGGGCCGCGAGGAUGGCGGUGUGGGCCUGGUCGAUCAGGAGGGCGUCGUUGCGGGCUGGAUCAGGACCGUCCGAUUCGGCAACAAGGGCAAGCUGGCCUUCAUCAACCUCAACGAUGGCUCCCUCAUCACCGGCCUCCAGGUCGUGUGCGACAGCAACAAGGAGGGCUUCGACCAGCUCAAGGCCACUGACUGCUCCGCGGGCGCCUCCAUCUGGAUCUUUGGCAAGGUCGUCAAGAGCCCCGCCAAGGGCCAGACCGUCGAAUUCCUCGCCUCCAAGGUGGCCCUCGUCGGCGGAUGCGACCCCCUGACCUACCCCCUGGCCGGCAAGGGACACUCCGUCGAGUUCCUCCGCGAACAGGCCCACCUCCGCGCUCGCACCAACACCUUCUUCCAGUCGAAGGGCUUCCUGAACGUGCACACGCCGCUGAUCACGUGCUCGGACUGCGAGGGCGCCGGUGAGAUGUUCCAGGUGACGACGCUGCUCAACAACGUGAAGAAGCCGGAGGAGGUGGCGCGCACGCCGACGGGCGAGAUCAACUACGCGGAGGACUUCUUCGGCAAGCCGUCGUACCUGACCGUGUCGGGCCAGCUCAACGGCGAGUACUACGCGUGCGGGCUGGGCAACAUCUACACGUUCGGCCCCACGUUCCGCGCGGAGAACUCGAACACGCGGCGCCACCUGGCCGAGUUCUGGAUGAUCGAGCCGGAGAUGGCCUUCUACGAUCUGGUGGACAACAUGGACCUGGCCGAGGCCUACGUCAAGCACUGCAUCCAGCACGUGCUCACCACCUACCCCGACGACAUGAAGUUCCUCGACUCGGUCUACAAGGGCGAGGGCGGCAGCCUGCUGGCCCGCCUGGAGCACGUCCUGGCGACACCCUUCACCCGCAUCACCUACACCGAGGCCAUCGAGGCCCUGCUCAAGAGCGGUGCCAAGUUCGAGGAGAAGGUCGAGUGGGGCAUCGACAUGAGCUCCGAGCACGAGCGCUACCUGACCGAGAAGAUCUACAACACGCCCGUCAUCGUCACCGACUACCCCAAGGACUUCAAGGCCUUCUACAUGCGCCUCAACGACGACGGCAAGACCGUCGCCGCCAUGGACGUGCUCAUGCCCACCCUCGGCGAGCUCAUCGGCGGGUCCCAGAGGGAGGAGAGGCUCGACGUGCUCCGCCAGCGCUUCGCCGAGCACAAGCUCCCCGAGGAGCCCUACAAGGCCUACCUCGACACCCGCCGCUUCGGCUCCGUGCCCCACUCCGGCUUCGGCCUCGGCUUCGAGCGCCUCGUCCUCUUCGUCUCCGGCGUCGAGAACAUCCGCGACGCCAUCCCCUUCCCUCGCUACCCCAAGCACGCCCAGUUCUAA